CAUCAGGUUUUCACCUGGUUUUCCUCCUCUCUGUGACCAGUGGACUAUUCAUUGCAGGAACUAUGUCGCAGACAGUUGAGGAAGAGACAGGUCCUGCCUGUCCUCCUGAUUGGACUCAGUUUGGCUCUCGCUGUUACUUGUUCAAUUACAUAGUAAAGCCCUGGAUUGAUGCAGAGGCUGUGUGCAUUUCUCUUGGUGGGAAUCUGGCCUCGGUCCACAGUGCUGACGAAAAUGCCUUCCUCAGAGACUAUAUUCAAAGAAUGACUGGCGCCCGUGUACACACCUGGAUUGGUGGCUUCGAUGCAGUACAAGAGGGAAGGUGGCAGUGGAGUGAUGGCUCAGCAUUUGACUACAAGCGCUGGAGUAUCGGGGAGCCAAACAACCUGGGAACGGAACACUGCAUCGAGAUGAACUGGGGAGGAAACUACUGGAAUGACAGCCGGUGUAACUACGCAAAACAUUUUGUUUGUGUCAGAGAUGCGUCGCAAUGA
Messenger RNA from Epinephelus fuscoguttatus (brown-marbled grouper), 491 nucleotides. RefSeq names its product galactose-specific lectin nattectin-like. The transcript has 6 exons. The record is from RefSeq and is a predicted model, not a curated record. The coding region runs from base 63 to 491 and encodes 142 amino acids. NCBI's taxonomy places the organism in Eukaryota, Metazoa, Chordata, Actinopteri, Perciformes, Serranidae.